ACUACGAAGAAGAAACUUCCACGGUGUUUUCCUCGGUGGAUGGCCUGUUCUGGAACUAAACUGUGAAAGCUGCAUUGAAACGAAAUCUGUGUGGGAUAAAGUCACUGAGAUUGGGUGCUGUUGUCACUGUGACUGAGUCUUAAACAUAGUAAGAAUCUACUUUUCCUCCUUCUGACUCUCUCUGGGCAGUCCCUUACCAUGAAUGAAGUCAGUAUAGUGAGAGAGGGAUGGCUUCACAAAAGAGGUGAAUAUAUCAAAACAUGGAGGCCUAGGUAUUUUAUCCUAAAGAGCGAUGGCUCUUUCAUCGGUUACAAAGAGAAACCAGAUUUAAAUGACCAAACUUCCCCACCACUGAACAACUUCUCAGUGGCAGAAUGCCAGUUAAUGAAGACUGAAAGACCCAGACCUAAUACAUUUGUCAUCCGUUGUCUGCAGUGGACCACUGUUAUUGAACGUACUUUUCAUGUAGAAAGCAACGAAGAGAGAGAGGGGUGGAUAAGGGCAAUCCAGUAUGUAGCGAACAGUCUGAAAAUGCUGGAACAGGGGGAAGAGGAACCAAUGGAUGUUCUCAGCUCACCAAACGAAAGCAGCCUGGUGGAGAUGGAGGCAGUUAUAUCCAAGAGCCGCACCAAAGUGACAAUGACUGACUUUGAAUAUCUGAAGCUGCUUGGAAAGGGUACCUUUGGGAAGGUGAUUCUUGUCAAAGAAAAGACAACUGGAGUACAUUAUGCCAUGAAAAUACUGCGCAAAAUGGUGAUAAUAGCCAAGGAUGAAGUGGCCCACACGGUUACAGAGAGCCGAGUGUUACAGAACACCAAACAUCCUUUCCUCACGACACUGAAAUAUGCCUUCCAAACCCACGAUCGACUCUGUUUUGUAAUGGAAUAUGCUAAUGGAGGCGAGCUCUUCUUCCACCUCUCACGUGAACGAGUCUUCACAGAAGACCGGGCACGCUUCUAUGGUGCUGAGAUUGUAUCAGCACUUGAGUACCUCCAUUCACGUGACGUCGUUUACCGUGAUUUGAAGCUGGAGAAUUUGAUGCUGGACAAAGACGGACACAUUAAAAUAACUGAUUUUGGCCUUUGUAAAGAGGGCAUUACUCCAGAUGCAACAAUGAAAACCUUUUGUGGAACACCUGAAUAUCUGGCUCCUGAGGUCCUAGAAGAUAAUGACUACGGCCGCGCAGUGGACUGGUGGGGUCUCGGUGUAGUUAUGUAUGAAAUGAUGUGCGGCCGAUUGCCUUUCUAUAACCAAGACCACGAGCGCUUAUUUGAGCUCAUCCUAAUGGAGGAGAUCCGCUUUCCUCGGAACCUCUCACCUGAGGCCAAGUCCCUGCUGGCUGGCCUGCUCAAGAAGGAUCCCAAGCACAGGUUAGGAGGAGGUCCCAGUGAUGCCAAAGAAGUAAUGACUCACAAAUUUUUUAUCACCAUCAACUGGCAUGAUGUGGAACAGAGAAAGCUGACCCCCCUCUUCAAACCGCAAGUAACAUCAGAGACAGAUACCCGGUACUUUGAUGAGGAGUUCACAGCACAAACAAUCACACUCACUCCCCCAGACAAGUAUAACAGUCUGGACUGUGAGGACCCCAGCCAAGAAGCUCAUUUCCCCCAAUUCUCCUAUUCUGCUAGCAUAAGAGAGUGAUAGCAUCUCUGCCACACACACACACACACACACACACACAUGUGUAUAAACACCUUGGUUACAAUCAUACAGCCAUAAAAAUAAGUAGAGCUUUCAUUUUUAAAGAGGUGUUAGUCUUAGCACGAUUUCAGUGCCUUGCCUGGGAGCCUUAUUGUUAAAAUCUGUCUUGGUCCACAGAAAGGAAAAAGCCUAUCCACAGUGGCUAUACUGUAACAUAAGAACUUCACAUAGCCACCAGUGCAGUUUAACAACAUAAUCAAGACCAUCAGACCUAUAAAAGAUGGUGCUGCUGUUUGUACCAUUCUUUUUUUCUUUUUUUUUAUAUUCUAUGAAUAAGCCAUACAACUCCCCAUGACACUUGUAAGUCCUUUAAUUCAAUCCUGGCUGUGACCUUUGGUGAAAUAUAUGAAGAAGGGAGGAGAGCAGCAGUUAAUCUUACUAUUACACAAAAAAUCCUGCAUGUCUGUUUUUUGAACAUUUUUUUUCUUCUGUAUUAUUAGCUCAUUGAGUAUUAAGGAAUAAAUUAUAAUAUUAUACAAAUGGAA
Neolamprologus brichardi is the source of this 2186-nucleotide messenger RNA. RefSeq names its product RAC-beta serine/threonine-protein kinase-like. The record is from RefSeq and is a predicted model, not a curated record. NCBI's taxonomy places the organism in Eukaryota, Metazoa, Chordata, Actinopteri, Cichliformes, Cichlidae. Gene Ontology annotation, biological process: protein phosphorylation. Gene Ontology annotation, molecular function: ATP binding; protein serine/threonine kinase activity.